AGUGAAACUAGUUAAAUAAUUAACCGACGUCGAGGAUUAUUGUUGUACCUCAUUGUGUUGCUGAUGGAUUGGACGAGAAUGAAUGCAUUUAAAACUACCUACCAUUAUUGUGUUAAAUUGUUGUUGGUGGUUUAAAAAUAAAAUAAUUUAAUUACAUUUUAAAAAUAACUUACAAAUGUUGUGUUAAUAAUGGAUGCGGUUGGUGUUUUAAUUUCAUUGAUGUUUAAUGGUCUUUGGUAGUUUUUGGCGAUAUUUUCCACUGGAUUUUAAUUGUUUGAAAAGUAACUGUGAGGCGGUUUGGAAUGGAACUCAUCAUGAAAGAACCGUGCGUUUGUUUCAGUUAUAAAAGCGGAGGAUCUCAGCAAAAUGAAGGACGGGUCGGAGCACCACGACGGGAACUCGGGGGACCAGGGACACCUCGGGUCCCCAGGGGACGACAAGGUAGUCAAGCAGAAACGUCAUCGCACGCGCUUCACGCCGGCACAGUUGAAUGAACUGGAACGAAGUUUCGCCAAGACGCACUACCCCGAUAUAUUCAUGCGCGAAGAGCUUGCGCUAAGAAUCGGACUCACCGAGUCGAGAGUACAGGUUUGGUUCCAAAACAGGCGAGCCAAGUGGAAGAAGAGGAAGAAGGCCACGAACGUGUUCAGGACACCGGGGGCGCUGCUACCUUCGACGGGGUUGUCGCCCUUUGGAACAAUGGGCGACUCCUUCUGCGCCUUCCCGCCGAGCGAAUCCAGGUGGGGCAUGACGCCGCUAGGGGCGCAGAUGAACGGCAACAUGAACCCGCUGACCCUCUCGGCGACACUGCCGCGCCAAGGCAUUCCCCAGUCGUUUUCAUCCCAGGUUCCGGUCGGGUCACUGGGAAACACUUCAGUUACCCUCGGUAACAGUAUGUCGGUGUCCAACGGAAACCACAUAUACAAUCCCACGUACGGGAUGGUCAAUUCGUGUGGGUCUCCGCUCACGGCAAACUCGCCGUCGCCGUCACUGCCGUCGUCACAGCUGCCGUGUGGGAUGCAGGAGGUGGAGGACGUCUGGAGAGGGACCAGUAUUGCCCAACUGCGCAGAAAAGCGUUAGAGCAUUCCGCGUCUCUGACGGGAUUUCGAUGAUCUCUCGCAAGAGUAUUAUCAGCUAGUAAAGACUGGUACUUUCACGUCUUCGAGGCGUAACCCUUUGUUAGGGGAUUGGUCUAAUGGGUGAUUUGCCAGAAGUGAAAUAUUUGUCGAGUUGUAUUUUUAACAAAAAGAAAAAAGAAAAGUGCUUCACUGACAUCUGUGUAUGUCGUCUUGUGUUAUGUUAUAAACAAAAAAUUAAACUAAGUCAUUUCUUGAAGUACUUUUGUUAAGCG
Messenger RNA from Gigantopelta aegis, 1352 nucleotides. RefSeq names its product homeobox protein orthopedia-like. NCBI's taxonomy places the organism in Eukaryota, Metazoa, Mollusca, Gastropoda, Neomphalida, Peltospiridae. The transcript has 2 exons. Bases 367 to 1113 code for a protein of 248 amino acids. The record is from RefSeq and is a predicted model, not a curated record. Gene Ontology annotation, biological process: regulation of DNA-templated transcription; neuron differentiation. Gene Ontology annotation, molecular function: DNA binding; DNA-binding transcription factor activity, RNA polymerase II-specific.